Molecule: messenger RNA, 1623 nt
Organism: Fulvia fulva
Lineage: Eukaryota; Fungi; Ascomycota; Dothideomycetes; Mycosphaerellales; Mycosphaerellaceae
Product: 6-phosphogluconate dehydrogenase, decarboxylating 2
Exons: 4
Coding region: 1-1623 (540 amino acids)
Biological process (GO): pentose-phosphate shunt; pentose-phosphate shunt, oxidative branch
Cellular component (GO): cytosol
Molecular function (GO): NADP binding; phosphogluconate dehydrogenase (decarboxylating) activity
Source: RefSeq, a predicted model, not a curated record
AUGUCCGACCCAACCAUAACUUUCUCAACACCAUCCCGAGCAUCCUCUGCUCCAACACCACCACAACCAGCUUCUGCUGCGAGCCACCGACUACAUUCUCUCUCACAACACAUCACACCUCGCGGAACAUCACCCACCAUGUCUUCCACCGAGGCAGUCGGAGACUUCGGUCUCAUCGGUCUGGCCGUCAUGGGUCAGAACCUGAUCCUCAACGCCGCCGACCACGGCUUCACCGUCGUUGCCUUCAACCGUACUGUCGCGAAGGUCGACCGAUUCUUGGAGAACGAGGCCAAGGGCAAGAGCAUUGUUGGCGCACAGAGCAUCAAGGAGUUCGUCUCGAAGCUCAAGAAGCCACGCCGUAUGAUGCUGCUCGUCAUGGCAGGCAAGCCAGUCGACGACUUCAUCGAGACCCUCCUCACCGAGGGCGGUGUUGAGGCCGGCGACAUCAUCAUUGACGGUGGUAAUUCCCACUUCCCAGACACCAACCGCCGCACCAAGUACCUCGCUGAGAAGGGCAUUCGAUUCGUUGGAUCCGGUGUCUCUGGUGGCGAGGAGGGUGCCCGAUACGGCCCAUCUAUCAUGCCAGGUGGUAACGAGGAGGCAUGGCCAUACAUCAAGGACGUCCUCCAGAGCAUCUCUGCCAAGUCUGACGGCGAGCCAUGCUGUCAAUGGGUUGGUGACGAGGGCGCUGGUCACUACGUCAAGAUGGUGCACAACGGUAUUGAGUACGGUGACAUGCAGCUGAUCUGCGAGGCCUACGACAUCCUCAAGCGCGGUCUCGGCCUCAAGGGCAAGGAGAUUGCCGAUGUGUUCGCCAAGUGGAACAAGGGCGUGCUCGACUCUUUCCUCAUCGAGAUCACCCGCGAUAUCCUUUACUUCAACGACGACGAUGGUGAACCACUGGUUGAGAAGAUUCUUGAUGCUGCAGGUCAGAAGGGUACCGGCAAGUGGACUGCCAUCAACGCAUUGGACAUGGGCCAGCCAGUGACUCUCAUUGGUGAGGCUGUGUUCUCCAGAUGUUUGUCUUCGCUCAAGGGCGAGCGCACCCGUGCCAGCGAGAGACUCUCUGGCCCAACACCAAAGUUCGAGGGUGACAAGGAGCAAUUCCUCGAGAAUCUCGAGCAGGCUCUUUACGCUUCCAAGAUCAUCUCCUACGCACAGGGCUUCAUGCUCAUGCAGGCUGCCGCCAAGGAGUACGGCUGGAAGCUCAACAAGCCAGAGAUCGCCCUCAUGUGGCGCGGUGGCUGCAUCAUCCGAUCGGUCUUCCUCAAGGACAUCACCAACGCAUACCGCCAGAACCCAGAUCUCGAGAACCUGCUCUUCAGCGAUUUCUUCCACAACGCCAUCGACAAGGCCCAGCCAGGCUGGAGAGACGUCGUCUCCAAGGGUGCCCUCUGGGGUGUCCCAACUCCAGCUUUCUCCACCGCUCUGUCCUUUUACGACGGCUUCAGGACAAAGGACCUCCCAGCCAACCUCCUCCAGGCACAGCGUGAUUACUUCGGUGCCCACACUUUCCGCAUCAAGCCAGAACACGCCAGCGAGAAGUACCCAGAGGGCAAGGACAUUCACGUCAACUGGACCGGCCGUGGCGGUAAUGUUUCGGCUUCGACGUACAAUGCUUAA